AUGGAGAACUCUGUAUGUAGCCACUUAAAGAAACACAGUCAAAAAGAUGUAGGAAUGCAAUAUGAAUUUUGUGGUUCGAUAAUUGAGGAUUAUUAUCAAGAAGUUUUGCCAGAGCAAAAAACCAUCCAGAAGAUCCUGGAUUAUGUUGGCCGAACAUACACAAAAUGUAUCCCAAUUCUGGAGACGGAAUCAGAAGAAAAAGAAGUCACCUCAUGCAGCACGAAGGAAACUGUUGGAAAUCAAGAACUUGAUAUAGUUCCUUCCUACGUAGUCACAAUAAUGACCAAUGCUCAAGCAACAUUUGGAGGACCUUUCUCUGAAUUGGAUCGGUCCCCAACCACUUCAGUUUUCUUUGUAAACGUUCCACUUGAUGCAAUGCUGGAAGAAAUAAUGCCUAUUUUUGAAGACUGUGGACCAAUAUGGAAUGUAAGAUUAAUAAUGGAUCCAUUGUCGACCCUCAGCCGAGGUUUUGGAUACGUAAAUUUCACCAUGAUGGAAGCCGUAGCCACAACAAUCGAAAUGCUAAACGGAUUGAGAGGCAUUUUGAAUGUCAUUUCGGCGGAAACCAAGCCCAACUGGGGAGUUUGUCUCGUGGAAUAUGACUCGAUCCAGUCCGCUGCUUUCGCAAAACAACAGCUUGGCACAAUCAAAGUGUUUGGUUCCGACAUAAUCGUCGAUUGUGCCGAUCCCAAUGAAGCUAAAAAGAACAAGGUCGUUGACGGCGCAGCAAAGCGAAAAACAAAAAUCGAUUCAUCAAAGAUUAAGGUACUUCAUGUCGGAAAUAUUUCAAAAAGAAGCAGCAUGGAACGUAUAAAGCAAUUGUUCGGAAAGCAUGGCCCCAUUCAGCUGGUCGAGAAGUUUGCUGACUACGCAUUUGUUCAUUACGAAAACAGGGACGAUGCCGCGAAGGCAGUAGAAGAUCUAAAUGGCCGCACAGUCGACGGGGCGAGUCUGACCGUGUCAUUCAAGUAA
This is a messenger RNA of Daphnia pulex (common water flea), 972 nucleotides long. RefSeq names its product heterogeneous nuclear ribonucleoprotein Q-like. The transcript is spliced from 6 exons. Gene Ontology annotation, molecular function: mRNA binding. The record is from RefSeq and is a predicted model, not a curated record. The coding region runs from base 1 to 972 and encodes 323 amino acids. Lineage: Eukaryota; Metazoa; Arthropoda; Branchiopoda; Diplostraca; Daphniidae. Gene Ontology annotation, cellular component: nucleus; ribonucleoprotein complex.